AUGAGUGUGACCAAACUUCGUGAAGCCCUCUCGAGAGGGGAGGUCCCGUCCGGUUGCGUCACUUGGUGUACUGAAGUUCAGAUUGCCGAACUUCGCAACCUUGCUCAGGUGCAUCAAAUCACCAAGGCCUACGCCUUGGUGUGUUUGAUCAACAAGGGUCAGUCUGAACCGCCAAUUGGAAACGCCUCCAGGCAUCUGCUGCCUGCAACUGAUGCGGUCGCUUGCCCGGAUGUUGCGACAACCAGAACUGAAGUCACAAACGCUGCUGAUACAGCGGUCGUGGCACGGAAAAAGCACAAACCCGAAACCCCUCUGCCUUACGAGGUAGUUGACUGUGGAGGUGCUGGAAACUGUGGCUGGAACUGUAUUGCCACGGCCAUGAUGCUCAAUAAGAAUGUCCCUCUUGCGGAAGCCAGAGAACAGGUUGCGGCUGCCACCAAAACCUUGCGGGCUGACGUGUCUACACACCUCCAUAGGCAUGCGAAAGAAUAUGAGCCACUUUGGGCUGUAAAUGAUCAAGAAACUGAGGACACGGCAGGUGGUCCGAUCCCGGAAAAUUUUCCGGAAUGGGCCGAGACGGUGAAACGGGAUGGACAGUGGCUUUGUGGAAUGACUCUGGAAGCCAUUACUCGCCGAUGCGGGAUCCGCAUUGUGGUGGUGGAAGAACGGGCGGAUGGCUCGGCUGUUCCAUAUGUUUUUGGUCCAAACAAGAAACGCGAGUUUCCUGUGGUGCUCUACCUGAAAGACCAGCAUUUUCAGUUGGUCAGGAAACGGGAUGGACAUGUUUUUCCUGUCGAAUGGGAGAAAUCGAGUAACACCAAUGAUGCAUCCAGACUUCAUUUGAAAGGAGCGGGGAAAUGGUGGGCAGAUUCCACGCCGUCGGAAAAAGGCUCAGAGAAAAAAAAGGUGAACCGGAGUAGUACUCCCGCUGAACAUGAGGACAGCGGCAGUGCCAGGUCUGUCACAGCACUCCCGCCUAGGCCUUCGGAAGUGGGUGGCCAGGUCUCAGAUGCCUUGUUUGGUCCGGGAAACAUCCCUAAAGCUGGUCCCUGCCCCAAGUCAAGCAACGCCAGCCAGUUUCCGGCCCAAGCAGAAAGGAUCCGGCAGUGGCGGAAGUUGCAGCAGCUCAAAAAAGUGGUUGCGAAACAGCAGAGAAAACUGAGGUACAAGGGAGCCAUGACCAAUGGCAAGGAAAACGCGGCCCACGCGAACAGGUGCCGUUGGGAGCAGAAAAGACAAAAACUUGUGUUAUCUCAGGAGCCCAAGGGGACUGCUCAGACCAAAAGAGGUUACCGGGGACAGCGGAUCGGUGAGGACCGCGUCUCCGGACGCCGAUACGAGGUGCAGUUUCUUGCCUCCGGGCGUGGUUACCGCGGCCAGCGGAUCGGAGAGGCCAGUCACCCGGGUCCUCAGGCACCUUCUUGUGCCCCCGAUGAGCGCCUUGGUUUGGGUACGGAUGAGUUUGGGCCUGCCUCUGGGCAGCGUAUGCAGGUGAAAAGUGAUGAAAAUGAUUUUGAGGAGUGUGCUUCGCAACCUGCCUCCGGGCAGCGCUCAAUUCCUUUGAAAAUUUGGAGUACGAAUGUUAGCUCUUGGAAUAAGCACGGUGAAGCGCUUCUUGAUUUUGCAGAUAGAGAAGAGGUUUUGGUUGUACGUGCCCAGGAAGCUAAUUUGGCAUCAGACGAAAUCGGCACUGCGAUGUGGAAUGCUAGGCGUCAAGGAUGGCAGACCCUUUUUGUCCCUCCAUUUGGAAAUAAUCGUGGCGGUCUGGCGGUUGCCGUCAAGGAACCUUUGGCAGUUAGUCAAGUGAACUCCCUGUCCACCAAUGAUGGUCAAAACCUGCAGGUUGAAGUUCAUGGUUUGCAGCGCCCUUUUAGGCAUAGAAAAAUUCAUGGUGUUGGUCCUUCACCUGACGCGGCUUCUGCCAUUUGGCAAUCGGUGGCCAGCCCCUUGAGUGUCUGGCAGCAAGCUUUGGUGAGCUCCGCUGAGGAUUUAUGGGCUGUUUGGACUCAGGAUUUUGAAGCUUUCUUAGCACAGACUGGCCAGAUCAGACCAACCGGCCGCCGGUGUCUGAUCGGGGCCGUGCCUUCUUUGGUUUCUGCAGGUCACCACUUAGCACCUGGUCAGUGUCAUAAGGAACGGGAGCUGCGGAGAUGCAUUCGACGUGCCAGGGAAGCCUUGUUUUUGUCCCGCAAAGGGGCCACGAUCCCGACUGGGCUCGUGACAAAUUUGCGGAAAAGUGUUCCAUCUAGGAACCGGGGCUUGGUUGACGGCAAACGGUGGGGAUCCCUCGAAGCUGAUUUGUGUGGGCAGCUGGAUGAAUUUCAUUUUGCUAAAACCAAACUCAAAAAGGAUGCGUGGAAAGCCGACAUGCAGGACCUUUCCAAAGCAUCUGCUUGGGUUAAACAGUCUCAGCCUCCUCCCUUCUUGCUGCAAAAAGAGGACGGUACAGUCGUCGCAGGUCAGGCCGCGGGCCUUCAAGCCUUGUUUCCCUUUUGGGCCAAAGUUUUCGGCAGGGAGGAUGAGUUGCCGGAGAUGAGACCUGAGGCAACUUGGCAACCUCUUUGCGCGUCUGAACUCAGGCGUGCUGCAGCCACCAUGGUCAACAAAGCGGAGGGGCCGGACGGUGUGUCCGCCCAAGCUUUGUUGUCGCUGCCUCCGGCGGCUUGGGACCGUUUUGCACAACUUCUUUGUCGUUUUGAACAUUUAGGAGUCUGGCCGGAUGCGGUCCACCACUGGCGUGUGCAGUUCCUGCCAAAAAGCUCCUCGGCGGCAAUUGACAAGUUUCGUCCCAUCAGUGUUGGGAGCAUGGUUUACAGAAUUUGGGCAAAGUGCCGGGUCAAAGGGUGUGGACACCUGAUCGAAGCUCAUUUAGGGUCUCUGCAGGCCAACAGUAAGUGUGACUGUGAAGUCAUGCACUUAGCUUUGCAGGCUGAAUUUCCUGUUGAACAGUUCGGCUUGGGGCUGGCGCUAGAUUACCAAAAAGCUUUCGAUUCUAUUAACUGCUCCCUCGGGUUGGAAUUGCUUGCUAGGGGUGAUCCCUGGUCACCUCUGACGAUGAGUUUGGUGCUUUCAUGUCCCACCAAGCGGUGUGAAGUUCGACACCCCCUGGUCGGGUGCGCUGUCUAUUUAGACGACCGGACCCUAGUAGGGGCCGACUGGACUAGCUUGCAAGCAGCAUACAAUGAGUGGGAAACACUCAGCACUGUCACGCGACUGCGUACUAAUCCGGCUAAGACCCAACUUUGGCCUCGUAAUGCCAACAUGGCCAGGUUUUUGGAAACAGCGGAUGUGAGUUUUCCUGUGACCUGCCAGGCGGAGGUUCUUGGGUAUGUGCUGGGAAAUGACCCUCACACGCACCCCAAGUGGACGGCAAGAGCUGCUCAGGAGAAAGCCAUGGCCACAAGGAUUGCCAUGCUACCAUGUCACCAGGAUUUCAAGCAACGGGUUGCGACAGCGUUGCUCGUCGGCAGUGCUUCUUGGGGUAAGAAUUUGUGUCAGAAUGGUUUAGAUGAAGCUCAGGAGGCCCACCUCAGAAAUUUUUGCUUUGCGGUUUUUGGAAACAGUGGUACCUGGGAGGAGAGACAAAGGGGGUGCCCAAAUGACAGAGCUUCUCCCAUUCUCAAACAGCUUUUAAUUUUGGGACACUGUUCCGAUUUGCGGUUUUUGCUCACAACCCGUUUCCUCAAUGCCUUGAGCCGCUGGCUGGCUUUCAGGCGUUUCCCUCAACACAGAUUGGCUGUGGUCAGGCCUCACUGGGCUGGCUUGGUACAGGCCGCCACAGAGCACUUGGCUGGUUGGGAUUUCCAACCUACGAUGUGGGGGGUUUGGAGCGAUAAUCAAGGAAACCGGUUUGAUUUGUCCAUGCCUAAGGUUGAACGUACUAAGGCGAUGCACUUCAUCCGACACGGAUGGAGAAAAUCAAUGCUUCGUAGGUGGUUGGCCACUCGGCGUAUUGAUGCUGAGGAGGCCAGAAGUGUGCGCCUCGGGGAUGCAAUUUCCUAUGAGUUGAUUGACAAGUUACGCAAAGUUUUCAAACGGGCGGUGAUUAAUCGCAUGGCCAGAGAACGGUCUGCCUCGGCCGGCAGGCUCACAGGUGGUGCGUCGUCCCGACAUACUGAGGUCUCGGAAACCAUGGACAUUGCCUUGUCCAACCGAAGCAUCUUAGGCUCAGGGAGCCAGUGGCGGGAGCGGCGGGUCUUUUCAGAUCCUUGGAGAACCUUGGGUAUGGCCGCUGCUUCAGAUGGCGAUGGCGGAACCAACACCGGAGUUGGCUCGCAGUUAGCCACACUGGUUCCGUCAUUCGAUCCGUCCACCGACAGCAUGCUGGAGUAUCAACAAAAGGUGGAAUUGGUGUUAAUGGCCUGGCCGAAGAAUCGAAUCACUGAGCUGACAACAAGAUUAAUCCUUAACUGCAAAGGAUCUGCAUUUUCGAAACUGCAAUUACAUCAAGUGGAACUCAUGGAGAACGAUGAAAAGGCCGUUAAACGGCUGAUCGAACUUCUGGGAGGUCACUGGGGUAGAAUUGCCUUGGAGAAACAGUACGAGGAGGCCGAGAUUGCAUUGUAUCAUCUAGCACAGAUGCAAGAUGAAUCCAACGACAGCUACUUAGCCAGAGCUGAUGUGGCUUGGAGCAAACUGCAAUCGAGGAAGCUUUCACUGGAUGAUUUACAGGCAUAUAUACUGCUGAGAGGUUCAGGUCUCAAUGCAGAGGACAAGAAAAGGGUGAUUUUGGAGUCAGACAACAGUCUGGAGGGUAAGCUCACUGUCAAACGUGUGAGCGAAGCUGUCCGGCUACUUGGUGCCACCUUCUUUCAUGACAUGACAGGAGCCAGGAAGACAGCCAAGACCAAGGUCUAUGGAACCACAACACUGAUGGCUGAGGAUGAGGACCAUGAGGGUGCCUUUGCCCAUAUGGAUGAUCAAGGAGAAGACGAAUACGUUGACUGCCUGGUGAACGAGGGCGAUGAGGACGCCACUUUAGUGGCAGAUUUCGAAGCUGCAGCAGUGGAGUUGUUGCAGGACGACCCGGAGCUAUCAUCAGCUUUCAGUGCUUAUACAGAAGCACGUCGCAGACUGUCAGAAAAGUUCAAGAACCGUGGGUUUUGGUCCACCUCAAGUAGAUCAGCGUCACAGACCUCAAAGGGUAAGUCAGGGUCUUCAAAGGGUUUUGGCAAGGGGAAGAACAACUGGUCACAGAAGCCUAGACGUAGUCUUCAGGACAGGAUCCUCAAUUCCUACUGUAGAAACUGCAAUAGAAAAGGUCACUGGAAGGCUGAGUGCCCGUUUCGCCAAAGUGGACAAGGGUCUUCGACAGCGACUGGAGGAUCCACCGGGUCAUCAAGCUUGCCCGCCACGACCGUGUCCAUAGAUCAGUCGUACCAAGAUGUUCUUCCACUGGAGUUUUUGCACCUGCCGGAAGUCUCCCAUGGAACCCUCGAUGAUGCUUUGCCGAUUUUACCUGGGGUUUCAGGAAUGAAAGCCGAGAACCUGCCAGAAUGCGCCUUGCAGCCACGCUGA
Messenger RNA from Cladocopium goreaui, 5517 nucleotides. Lineage: Eukaryota; Dinophyceae; Suessiales; Symbiodiniaceae. The record is from the annotation of a GenBank genome assembly.